UUCUACUCUGUGACAUCACAAUAUCCAGCCAAUCUCAGCCUUGGCUACUGAGAAGGAGGUAACAGGAGGUUUAGCUAUUGAUAUAUUAGAGGUGGGACGCUAUCUGACAGAGCUAGAAGGAAUCAGCCAGCCAUGCCUCCAGUUCAGAGGGAUAACGAAUUGGCUGAUAGAGUAACAAAUGAAAAGUAAUCUGACUCCACUGACCUGCUUAACUCUGGAUGAGAACAAUGGAAAGGAGUAGCCUUUUGCUUUGAAACAGUGGAACAGCCUGAGAAAAUGGCAUGUAACAUACCUAACCAAAGACAGCGGACUAUGUCUACAUCUGGAGAAGCUCUGUAUGAAAUUCUUGGUCUGCCUAAGGGAGCAACAAAUGAAGAAAUCAAGAAAACCUACAGAAAAUUGGCCCUGAAACACCAUCCAGACAAGAAUCCAGAUGAUCCAGCUGCUGCUGAUAAGUUUAAAGAAAUCAACAACGCCCACACGAUACUUACCGACAUGUCAAAGAGAAACAUAUAUGACAAGUAUGGAUCUCUGGGACUCUAUGUGGCCGAACAAUUCGGAGAUGAAAAUGUUAACACCUACUUCAUGCUGUCAAGCUGGUGGGCAAAGACCCUGUUUGUCAUCAUUGGACUCUUGACUGGCUGUUAUUUUUGCUGCUGCCUAUGCUGCUGCUGCAACUGCUGCUGUGGACGCUGCCGACCCAAAUCAUCGGUGCCAGAAGAGGACUUUUAUGUGUCCCCAGAGGAUCUUGAGGAGCAGAUCAAGACCGAUAUGGAAAAAGAUGUGGACUUUCCAGUUGUUCUCCAGCCUACAAAUGCAAAUGAGAAAACACAGCUAAUCAGAGAAGGACCUCGAAGUUAUUGCACAGACUCUUAAUAUUGAGACCAUUGAGGGCCCACAAUAUCCCCUCUUGGUUCAGCCAUGUCUCCAGGUGGUCAUGGGUGGGACAGGGUAAGGGGCAUGAAAUGCUGUGAACUUUUCCACAUUCAUAUUUUAUUUUUUAGGUUAGGGAAAGAUGAUUGCUACAUAAUUUUCUCAGUAUGCAUUCUCAUUCCUUGAGUAGAAUUCCUAAUGAAACACAUUCCAUUUUGAUGAAUAAAAGCCUGAAGAGUUGUUUUAUGCUCCUCACAUGAGGUAAGAUGGUGGCACUGGACAGGCUUUAUGAGCCUGUCCUUAUGUGACCUAGAUCUAAUUCCUUACAGACUAAAGUAGCACUCCAAACAGAAGCCACUUCUCAUCUGUUUAACUGAAUGCAAUAUUCCUCUCUGCCACAAAUAUCUUUAGCAAAAUAUACAUGGAAAUUUAAGAGGAAUUGUGUGUGUGUGUGUAGAUUUUUCCCUGUCAAUGUUUAAUAUGGCUACAGAAAUAUUUCAAGAGGCAGGAAGAAAUUAUUACGUAAAAAAGACAACUAUCAUUUAAUUUUAAAGUAUAUUCUUUGAAAGAUUAAAAAUUGUCAUUUACUGAAAACUGAUGAGUAAAACCAGGAAGAAACAGGUUUUGUGUACUUUUAGACUGGCAUAAAAACAAAAACAAAAUUUCAACCUGGCUAAAUGUUAUAAAUGAUCUAGAAAAUCAUACUAAGCCCAAACCAGCCCCUAAAAAUAUGUUGAUCAUUUCUAAGUAAAAACAGUUUUUGUACAACUGACCUAUAUUAGACAGAGUGAGGAAAAGAAACAUAUAGGGUAAAAGGUAGAAUUCUAAACUCUACAGCCUAACUUUAGAUUUAAAGGCAUAUCAUUUACCCACUUUUGGUGGGAAUAAUUACAUUGACCAGAAAAUGCUCAGCUCUAUGCAUGUUGAACAAUUAAACUCAAAGGUCAUUUCUGCAUUAA
Molecule: messenger RNA, 1832 nt
Organism: Canis lupus familiaris (dog)
Lineage: Eukaryota; Metazoa; Chordata; Mammalia; Carnivora; Canidae
Gene: DNAJC5B
Product: DnaJ heat shock protein family (Hsp40) member C5 beta
Exons: 6
Coding region: 277-876 (199 amino acids)
Source: RefSeq, a predicted model, not a curated record